GGAGGCGGCCGCCGGCCCUUCCCCGAGCGCGCAUGCGGCUGUGCCGGGCCGGGGCAGCGCCGCCGCGCUCGGGGGCUCCGCGUACGGCUCGUCCCUGCCCCCGGCCCCGCGCCCUCCUCCCCGGCGGGCGGCCGCCAGCGCCCCGCAGAUGGGCUUAGGCUGGAGCAGCGCGGAGGAGCGGCAGCCCCUGCUGCCCCCGCCGCCGCCCCACCACCACCAGCACCACCACCACCACCAGCAGCAGCAGCGGCGGCGGCCCCAGCAGCUGCAGCAGCCGCGGGGGGCUGCGGGGAGCCCGGCGGUGCCGGUCCCGGUGCCGGUGCCGGUCCGGCGGCUGGCCCCGGCGGCGGGUCGCGUGUACGGGCGGCGGUGGCUGGUGCUGCUGCUCUUCUCGCUGCUGGGCUUCGCGCAGGGCCUGCUGUGGAACACCUGGGGCCCCAUCCAGAACUCGGCCCGCCUGGCCUUCGGCUUCAGCGGCUGGGACAUCGCCCUGCUCGUCUUCUGGGGGCCCAUCGGCUUCGCGCCCUGCUUCUUCUUCAUGUGGCUGAUGGAUAAGAAGGGUCUGAGGGUAACUGUAUUACUAACAUCAUCACUCAUGGUAUUGGGAGCUGGCCUGAGAUGUGUUCCAGUUUCAGACCUAGAAAUAAGGAAGAAGCUGAUUCAUGGAGGGCAGCUGUUAAAUGGCUUGGCGGGGCCAACUGUGAUGAACGCAGCACCAUUUCUUUCCACGACAUGGUUUUCUCCAGAUGAACGUGCCACAGCAACAGCUAUUGCAUCUCUGCUCAAUUACCUGGGUGCUGCUGGUGCGUUUUUAGUGGGACCUCUUGUAGUGCCAUCUCCUAAUGGAACAUCUCACCACCUGCUGGUAUCACAAAGCAACACUGAGCACAUCAAGGACCGCAUUGAGGCUGUAUUGUAUGCAGAAUUUGGAAUGGUUUCCUUGAUAUUUUCCGCAGCAUUGGCCUACUUCCCCUCACGCCCUCCAUUCCCUCCCAGCGUGGCUGCAGCUAGUCAACGGCUUAGCUACAGGAGAAGCUUUUGCAGGCUUCUAAGCAAUUUCCGAUUCUUGAUGAUUGCUUUAGCCUAUGCUAUACCACUGGGUGUUUUCUCUGGCUGGUCUGGUGUUUUGGAUUUGAUAUUAACGCCAGUUCAUGUAAGCCAAGUAGAUGCAGGCUGGAUUGGAUUUUGGUCUAUCGUUGGAGGUUGUGUUGUUGGCAUAGCAAUGGCAAGAUUUGCAGAUUUUAUCAGGGGAAUGCUGAAAUUUAUACUACUGCUGCUUUUAUCUGGAGCAACAUUAGCAUCAACCUGGUUCACUCUCACCUGUCUAACUAGUGUCACUCAUCUGCCUUUAACCACAGCUACACUGUACACAUCCUGCAUUUUGUUGGGUAUAUUUCUCAACAGCAGCGUUCCAAUAUUCUUCGAGCUCUUUGUGGAAACGGUCUACCCCGUUCCAGAAGGAAUUACCUGUGGAGUUGUCACCUUUCUGAGUAAUGUGUUUAUGGGAGUGCUCUUGUUUUUCCUCACAUUUUACCACACAGAGUUUUCCUGGUUCAACUGGUGCCUCCCGGGAUCGUGUCUGCUCGGCCUGCUCCUCAUCCUGUGCUUCCGAGAAUCCUACGACAGACUCUACCUCGAUGUCGUUGUCUCUGUCUGAUAGUGCAGGACUGCUGACUGGUUGGAAGAGACUGAAAGUUGAUUUUGCAGUCUGCACAUCUUCCUGGAUUUGCACAGCUGACCAGAGGAAAAACAAAGAAAUUACAAGACUUAAUUAUGGCUUUAUUAGAGAGGGUGAGGGACAUGUUGUUUCUUAUGUUCAAGAUCCCCUUGUUUUGCAUUAAUUACAGGCAGAUAAACAUGGAACUUGAGUGAUGAUAAAGAUGCCUGAAAUGCACAAAGAGAAUAUAUCUGAUGUACAGGUACCAGUGUCAGAACUGGAGUUCUCUAUUUAAAAGGCUGUUCAUGUAGCAGUGAGAUGUAUGAGUCUGUGUGUGCAUGUGUGUGUGCCAACUCAAAGUUGUACACACCGGGGUACCAGUCACCUUCAAGUCUUCUAUCAGAAUAGGUAUAGUGAAUAAUCUCUACAAAAGGAAAGAAAAAAAAAACAUUUUUAUAAAUCUCUUAAAUUGCUAGUCACUUCUAUAACAAAUGUCCAUUAAACAGUUAAGCUAAAAUAAUUUGGUGCUGUACACUACAUUUACGUUCGAAUAAAGUGAUUUCUGAUAUAAGACACUGGUACCAGGGUUUUUAGCCAUACUAAAAUCCCAGUCAAUCCUUGCGAUGUUGUUAGAGGUGUUUGUUUAUCACCCUAGAGCACAUGGAUGCAGAACGGUAGCCGUAGGUGCCACUGAAACGUAGCUGCAACUGCAACCAGCAGUUGCCUCUGAAAUACUGCCACAGCUCUGUAUGUCCUCAAUGCAUAGCAUCUGUGGUAUCUCAGAAGUUUACUGUAGAGUCACUCUUGGUAUUUGUUGCUCUCCUAAAGGCUACUGCUGUCUCACCUUUCCAUCCCCCGUCUCCAAUACUGCCUUUUGUUUUCUAUUUACUGUGAAAACCUGUGUUCAUGCCGAUAAAUACUGUUGGUGUGGAUGUUCAAGUCCUGGUCAUUGUCUUCUGAUACCCUAAGGUGUGCAUGGUUUUUAGGAUUAGUUUACAAUUGAGGGUGCCUAAGCAAUACUGUUUCUUAACCCUUUAAAAAUCACUUUAACUCUUUUAAAAAUCACAGUUUCCUAAAAAAAAAAUGUUUAUAGUUUGAUGGGGUGCCCUGAUGGCGAAAUGACAAUGAGUUUGACAAUGAAAAACAACUCAUGAGUUUUGGCAUAAUACGGGAAAUAUAAUGCCAGCUCUUUUUAUCAGUAGUAAUUUGUGGUCGUUCUGGCCCUUACUUGAACAUAAAUAUUGAAGACACUUUGAAUAGUUUUUUAACUCAAUUUUAAACCUGCUAAUAAUUUCCUAAUUAUCUGCUUAGAUUUCAGUUCAGCAUCAUUUACAGUAUUCCCCAUGUGUGUGUUCUAUGCUUUGUGUUGUGUGUGUGUGUGUGCGUGCAUAUUUAUAUCUAUGUAUACACAAAUAAAGCUUAUAUAUAUCUAAUAUAUAUAUAAGUUAUAUGAGGGUAUGUGUUUACAUAGGUUUAUUUUAAAUAAUUAUGUCUCUGGAUGGUGGUGGUAUGCCACUGUUGUAACUAAACCAGUCACUGCCGUGAACAAAAAUGCAUACGUCGGCUGUCUGUGACAUGGUUUAUUUUUUUUCCUGGGGUGAAUGAUUUCCUACCGUAGCUAUUUUAUAAUACGGAGCGCGUGCACAUGUUAGAGGAGGUUGGUGUGCAGAGUUCUUCGUCGACAUAAGUUUGAAUCAAACGCCCUUUGCUCCUACGUGGGGCUCUCCUCUGCCACUCUUGAGUGAUACAGACACUGUAAACUCACUCAAAUAAAACCUGAUCUGAGUGCUACCUUUCCGACAUGUAUCCAUUCAUUGUCUUCUCAUUUUUCAGACAGAACAUGCCACUAAUACCUUCAGCUCAGGAGUGUAUUUGUGCAGCAAAAUAAAGCAGAUGCCAUGAAACAGCUUGCUUUUAUGUUUUCAAAUGUAUUUACUGUAGUAAGUAGCAGAAGAUUGACUUAGCUCAUUGCCUAUAUCAGUGACUAAAUGAUCUUUUUUUCCCUCCUCAAAACAUGUUCUUUGUAGACAAUGGAGCUAACCUACAUAGAGAUAACUUAAUCGAUCUAACUAUCACAUUCAGAACCACCGGCAUCAUCCUUUCAUCGUCUUUCAGAUGGAUGGUAUUAACUGUCCAACUCCUUUUUACUAUGUUUUAGUGCCUGGAAUAGUUUUAGUAUCCAGUAGCUGUUGCUACCUAUUGUUUUCUGAAAAACUAGGAUUGCUUGCCAAGAAUUUGAUUGCACUUGCAUUGUCAUGGCAGAAUUGCAAGCUCGGAUGGCUCUUCAGAGCUCUACUUCUGCAAUUUACUGGAGCUAUAUUAGGAUUAAAAUUGCACAGUUCAUGCACUGUCCCGAGUGACAGAGAUUUCUAAUCCUUUCACUGUCCAGACUAUUUUAAGGUGGAGGAGCACCUGAGGCAGCGUUCAGACGAUAACCUAUUCUUCCUCUGUUUCAGAAAGCAGUGAACAAUUCAAAAUAUUUGUCAGUGCUGCCAAAUCUAGACGCUCUGUACCGUCAGGGGAGAAGACUGAACAUCUUGUUUUAAGCCUUGUUGAGUGUUUUCCUGAUUUGCUGUGAAUUGCUUGCUGCUCUCCUGAACUUUAGAUGCUUUUGAUAGAAGUUUCUGUGUCUGUCUUGGGCACUGUAAUGUGUGGUCUUAAUUACAGCCCUCAGCACCUCCACCUCUGCAUUGAAACAGAAAUGUUAUCCAGGGCUGAGCAGUACAACAGGAUGCUGCUGGAGGGAGACCCGUGCCAUGACUGCAGGCACCAGUCUGCAGUCCAGCCUCAGCCAGAAUUCCCAGCAAAUCUGAUGGAAAUCUUCUUGAGUGAAAACCGAAGGAUUGCUCCCAAAUUACUUGAAGUUGCUGAGGACACUGCUGCGUUCCGGGCACACAAUCUUUAGGUCUUUAUUAGAUUCCCAAGUCUGGCUUGGGACAGGAUGCAGGGAUUGCAAAUGUACUUGCUGAGAUCUCUUGUAACUUGUUCUCAUUUGUGAUCGUCAGCAUCCUCCCUCUCUGGAGAAGCAGUACAUUUCACGUCAGUAACCCAAAUGAAGCUUUGGGAAUAUUUCUUGGAUAAGGGUUAUCAGAUAGGUACAUCCUUGUUGGGAUCUGCCGUGGGUAAAUGGUAUCAAUUAGUGAUAGUUCUAGAGAGAACUUGUGAAUGAGUAACAGCAGGAUUCGUUUGGGUUUUUCUCUAAAUGAGAUGUUGUCUAGCACUGUCACAGAAUAGCUGAAAUUGGCUGCUGCUUCACCUCUGACUUGCAAACAGAGGAAGGUGCUCUGAGAAGUUAUAAUAUUUAUUUGUCUUCAUGGCCCUUAAGUUCAUGGCCCAGGAGAGCAAUUUUUUCCUGCAGUUCAGAACCCCUUGAUCUGCUGUGUUUUAUACUGAAAAUGCUAGGGAGGAUGCACUGUAGUCGCUCCCCUCUCUUUAAUAGACCUUCAGUUCAAGUAGUUAUACACUGGGCUGCCUUUCAGAUUUCUGCUUGGCUCACUAAUAACUCCAAAUUCAUCUUCCAGUUCUGCUGGCUUUUCUUGCGAGCUCUGGAGCUGCGCUAGCCUUCAUGCUGCUAAUGAGGAAGCUCAGGUUUAGAAGUUGGCUCUACUUAAGGCACUAUUUACUGUCUCUUCCCUGUUUUUACCCCUUAAUUUCCUUUUGAUUGCUUUGCUUUGCCGAGUGGCCUUCUGUUCCCCGUGUUGGUGGCAGUGCAGGUGCUGUGGCAAAAAGCUCCCAGAUUCUCAAGUCGAUUUUAGAGAGAUGGGUCCUAUCUAUUUAAUAUAUAUAUAAAAAUAGUGAUUUUCAGAAAAUCAUGCAGGCUGGAGGAAGGUACAGACCCGAAGGCUUUUACGUGUGUAUGAGCAGUGUUGCAAAGCCGCUACUCACGUGCCUGAAACUCACAGACUCGGCUCCUACACCUAGAUAGCCCCAACUGAUAUGGACCAUGCUUGCUAUGGCUGCAGGUUCACAGCAUUGCUGAGGUGUUCAAACCACCCGAGAGAUCCGAAAUGCAUAUGAACAAGAUGUCUUUCAUCUUCAAGUGGCUUAAAAAAUCCUGGGCAGCCUCUGUGUUUGCAGCUGUAGCUCUGGGGGGACAGGCUGACAGACUAGGAGUUUCUGGAGGGCAUUUCAACACUGAGAUCCUGUGGUGAGUUAUCAAAUCCAUAGAAAACUUGAAGUUUCGUGGUGAUGGAGAUGUUAAUUUAUGGUCUAUUCUACAGUAAACUUAGCAAGUGAAUGCAUAGCCUUGCACUAAUAUAAUUAAACUGUCUUGAUUGACAUUUGUAUAUUGGCUGUUACUAGAAAGGGAAGUGCUGUUAAAUGUGGGGGCUCACGGAAAUAUGAAUGGGGAUUAUACAGUUUGCACAGAGAAUUUAGCUGUCCUGUAAUGCUCUGACAGCAGAUUUUUAAUCGUUAAUCCUCAUUUCUUAUGUUAGGUCACUUUCAAAUGUUAAUUAGUGUCUGUGACAAAGGCAUUCCAGGUGGGACUUUUUAGUUCCAUUAGACUUAUUUUUUUUCCCAAGAUUACAAUUAUGGAUUAUGGUAAUAAUUUGGCAAGAUAACUGCUACACGUGUAUGUUGUGUUCGGUAUUGAUUUCAUGUCUGGUGUCACUGCUCCCAGUGCUGCCGAAGCACCAGGCUGCGGGGGACAUGGUGUAGGUGAGGGUGUGAGAAGGCGCCCUGCAAAAACGAGGAAGUUCCUCUUCCAGCAUCUUCCUUGGGCUCCCAGGAAGGGAUCACACCUCUGAGAGGCACACAGACACCUCCUGUGUUUGCAGGGGAGCUUUUGUACAAUCACAAGCUUCAUGCAUUUCCCUGCAACUGUUACCACUGCCGUGUCGGUUGUAGGUGGCAUUGGAGAAUCUGCUUCCCAGCACCAAGGAGUCACUUUGGAGCAUGGAGUUUCAGUAGAGCAGGCAGCAGGCGCAGUAAAACUCAGCUGAUGUCAAUCUGCUUAUAAUUCUUACAGUUUGUGUUUCGAGGCAGAUGAAACCAAUAAAUAGAGGAGGAAAUGCAUUUCUAUCCAAAGCUUGACAAGCAAAAGCAAACAUUUGCACAGAUGUGCUGGCUCCUGCCUUUUGUUUGUGAUCACAACGUGUUUAGAGCAAACCCUACCCACCCAAAAAGCCUUGGGCACUGUGCUCCCUGUGGCUGGGAGUGCCUGGGCCGAGGGGAGGGGAGAUCAGCGCAGAGCAGAAGGGGAUUUGCUGCAGCCAGGGGCUGCUGAGGUGCUAUGGCCCUGGGUCUGUGCAAGAGGGAUUUUCCUACAGCCCCCUCGGAGCUGUCAUAGCAGGGUCUCUUUUCCAGGGGCCGCCUCCUCCCUCUGCAGAACAUUUCUAAUUCAGCUGCUCCAACUCCAGGUUCCUAGAGCUAAAUCCCUUUUGAAAACUUCAGUUCCGCUUUUCGACUGCUUUCUGGCUCAGAGGUUGGGACAGGCCUCUCUCCCUCCCCUCUUGGGGGUGAUCUGCUCGCGUGGUGCUUCUGGAAAGGCGAGGGCUUGGCCUCAGCUUCAUUGCCAGUCCUGCUGCUGGGCUUCCAUCGAGACGUUCAUCCCCUUGGUGCCACCCCACUGCACUGAGCAGAGCGGGCAGGAAGCAUUGGGGUGCCUGGGGCCCCGCUGCCUUCUCCCAAACUGCUUCUGGGAUUUGCCUCUGGGCACUAACAGAAGGUGAAGGAGGAGGCAUCUGGGCUCUCCUGGGUGGCUUCAAAGCCUUCCUCAUGAGCAUGGUUCACUCAUGGACUUCAUGGACUCCCUCAAGGACGAGGUUCUGCAUCUGCAGCACGGUUUGUGCUGGAGCAGGUACUGUAUUGGUGCACAGUUGCUGUUUGCUGAGGCGCAGCAGGCAGGGAGGGGGCCUGCGCUCUGCUACGAGAGCUUUUCCGUUCCCCAUGUCUCACACCGCUGCCUUCCCCUGGGAUUUCUUCACUACGUGUAGCUGGACAGGCUCCUUACUCUCCCUCUGUAUGGCUACGUGAAGAAAAUACCAGGGGAAACCCUUCUUAGGGAGCGCUUUUCCCUUUAGGCCCAGGCCCUUUCUCUACCCUUGAUCCAUCCUCUCAGACAAGGCCCAGGCCCCGUGUUUUCCCUCAGAGGUGUCAGGCAGGCUGCCUCUCUCUGCAAUAUUUGUUUAAUUAAGGUCUCGUUUGCAUUGCCCGGUCUAACAGCGGGGUCACCAUGAGCCCCCAGCGGCCGUGGGCACAGUCCCGCAGCCCAGGCCUGGGAGCACCGCGGGCAGCUCUCCCACAGCCAGGCCCGUCCGUUUUACCCCCGUUUGUACGCGUCCCACUUUUGUAACUUUUUAAAUGAUUUGAUAGAGUUUUAUUUUGAGGUAAAUUCUACUUUUUGUAUGCAAUAUUCUGAGGUGAUGUAUUUUUAUUUUUAAGAAAAUGGUGUUUAAACCACUGUAUGCCUGUCAAUGUAACACACCCUCUGUGUCAUCUCUUUCUAAAACUGGAAUCUCACCAUGACUUGUGUGUUCCUGCUCGUAAUGCUUGUUGCACAUUAAAGAGGUUACUCAGC
Molecule: messenger RNA, 8177 nt
Organism: Anas platyrhynchos (mallard)
Lineage: Eukaryota; Metazoa; Chordata; Aves; Anseriformes; Anatidae
Gene: SLC49A4
Product: solute carrier family 49 member 4
Cellular component (GO): membrane; intracellular membrane-bounded organelle
Source: RefSeq, a predicted model, not a curated record